UGUAUUUCCUCCCUUUAGAAUAUAAAAGCAUAGAAGCAGAAACUCAAGUUCCAUCAGCAAACAUGGCAGCUGUGCAGGUGUCCCAACAAUGUCACAUCAAUGCUACCAUCGAAGUGUCUGUACAGAUGGACACCGACGUUGUUCUCUGCUGCUUACAUUGCUCACCAAAGGAAUUUGUAAUGAUCACAUGGACCAUAUUCCCCGGAGAUGAAACUUCCUGUAUCAUAGCUUACAAAAAAGACAAGAAUAUCACUAAGGAAACAAAUUGCUCUGGUACUAGAAUAACCUGGGAAUCUGAACCUGAGAGGAACUUCAGCCUUCAUAUAGAGCCAGUGACUAUUCAUCAUGAGGGAUAUUAUCAAUGUGAUCUUGUAACACCUGAUAGGAAUUUUAGAUCUCUCUAUCACCUCAGUGUGUUAGUGCCUCCUCCUGUAGUAAACCUGUCUGAGGAGGAAAAUGGAACCGUUGUAUGCAAGGCUGCAGCUGGGAAGCCAGCUGCCCAGAUCUCCUGGGUCCCAAAAGGAGACUGCUUCACUGUGAAGGAAACUCAUGAUAACAGGACAGUGACUGUGAAAAGCACUUGUACCCGGAAUAGCUUCAAUGCAUCCAAUGUUACCUGCUUCAUUUCCCAUUUGACUGGGAACAGGACUCUGUACUUAAACCAUGAAAUCCUUAGUUUCAGAACAUCAGGUGCUUUCACAAUGAUCAUAUGGAUUGUGAAAUUUUCCCUUUUGGGAGGCAUUCUAAGCCUUUUCUUUUGGGCAAACUAUGAUAUCAGGUGCUCAGUUUGCUGACAUCUAAGCCAAGGUCAUGCAUCUAGGAGUACUUUUUUUUUCUUUUUUCUUUCCUUUCUUUUUU
This is a messenger RNA of Sarcophilus harrisii (Tasmanian devil), 858 nucleotides long. It is a transcript of the gene CD200R1L, whose product is annotated as CD200 receptor 1 like. Gene Ontology annotation, cellular component: external side of plasma membrane. Bases 63 to 794 code for a protein of 243 amino acids. The record is from RefSeq and is a predicted model, not a curated record. NCBI's taxonomy places the organism in Eukaryota, Metazoa, Chordata, Mammalia, Dasyuromorphia, Dasyuridae. Gene Ontology annotation, molecular function: signaling receptor activity. Gene Ontology annotation, biological process: regulation of neuroinflammatory response. The transcript is spliced from 5 exons.